Melanotaenia boesemani (Boeseman's rainbowfish) is the source of this 1455-nucleotide messenger RNA. Its product is annotated as zona pellucida sperm-binding protein 3-like. The record is from RefSeq and is a predicted model, not a curated record. Gene Ontology annotation, biological process: egg coat formation; binding of sperm to zona pellucida; positive regulation of acrosome reaction. Gene Ontology annotation, cellular component: extracellular matrix. Lineage: Eukaryota; Metazoa; Chordata; Actinopteri; Atheriniformes; Melanotaeniidae. The coding region runs from base 1 to 1440 and encodes 479 amino acids. The transcript is spliced from 10 exons. Gene Ontology annotation, molecular function: acrosin binding.
AUGCAGGAUGCUCCUCUUCAAAGUCCUCUGCCUCAGCAGAGCCAGGUACCCUCACAUGGUUUGGCCCAGGAGCAGGUGAACACAGUCAGUGUGAUCUGCCAUCCUGACUCACUGGAGGUUGUGAUCCAAGCUGACAUGUUUGCAGUUGGAGCUCCUGUUCACAGCAGUGAGCUGCGCCUUGGAGUGGAGUAUAAUAAGUUAUGCAUGGCUAAAGCUUCAGGAGAUGUGUACAGGAUCCUGGUUAGACUAGAGGACUGUGGCACCAGACACUGGAUGACCAAGGAUGCCCUGGUCUACACAAACCUUCUCAUCUACUCUCCAAUGGCUUCCCCUGAUGGGAUCAUUCGGAUGGAUGAGGCUGUAAUUCCACUUGAGUGUCACUAUCAGAGGAAGUACAGUCUGUCCAGCUCUUCACUCGUGCCAACUUGGAUCCCCUUCACAUCUACUCAGGCUACAGUAGAAACUCUGCAGUUUAACUUGAGGAUUAUGACUGAUGACUGGAACUAUGAAAGGGCUGCCAAUGUGUUUUACCUUGGUGAACCCAUCAAGAUGGAGGCUUCUGUCAGACUUGGGCACCACACUGGACUCAGGGUGUUUUUGAGCAGCUGUGUGGCUACACUUGAACCAGAUAUACACUCUGAUCCCAAAUACAUUUUUAUUGAAAAUGGGUGCCUGGUUGACUCCCAGCUUCCAGACUCAAAGGCCCACUUCUUGAUCAGAACACAGGAUGAGAAGCUGCAACUGGUCUUUGAUGCUUUUAAAUUCCACAAUGAUGACAGAGGAGAGCUCUACAUCACAUGCCACUUAAAUGCUGCACCAGUAACUGAUACUGAAUCCCCAAACAAAGCCUGCACCUUCAUUAAUGGAAGAUGGCGGUCAGCUGAUGGGAAUGACUACUUGUGUGGAUAUUGUAAAAGCCAAAACGACCCUGUCAGUAAGGGCUUACCUGGCAGCUUUGGCCCUCGAGGAUUUGGGAUACCUGCAGAAUUUGAACCCAUGUGGCGAAGUAGCCUAAAAUCCUCACAAGUAUGGGACCAUGAGGCAAGAAUUGGUCCAGUGACUGUUUUGUCAUCACGAAAGAGUGGUCCCCUGCCUGCAGAACAGCUCCCACCAGCUCUCCUUAAAAUCUACCGGCCUGCGCUGUAUGGCAGCCACUGGCGAAGUGGCAUAAACCAGAUUGAUCUGGAGAAAGGUCUGCUUCCUGGCCCCUCUACACCAGAACUAGAUGAAGAGGAUGACAAUGAAACUACACCAAAGGGUGAUGAGGAACUUGACGAAUUGGUCUCUAACUUCAAGAUGAAGGCUUUUGAGUCGGCAAUGGACAAGAACACCACAGCCUUCAGUGACAUCACCACCUCAGAGUUUGACUUGGAUAUUCCACCAACUAAUGCGACUGCUACUGAAUCUGACCUUUCGGAAAUGAUUGACCCUAAAAAAUAAAACUCUUAAUGUGAA